ACCACGUUCGAGUUUCAUCUUUGGUCAUCUUCUUGAUAUUGAGAGAUACAAAACCUCAACAGGCAGAACAAUGAGCGAAUUUCUGCUGAAAAUACGACUUGAAUACGGACCGAUAUUUGUCUUACAUUUUCUACACUUGACUUUCGUGUUCUUGGCAGAUGCGACGUAUUUGCGACAUGUUUUCAUCGACAAUUACAAGAGCCUGCAUAGAAGUCCCUUCCUUUACAGUAAAGCUGGUUUUGUUUAUGGCGAGAGAGGAGCUGGUUGUGGCUUAUUGACCAGCACAAACGAAGAAUCCUGGCGCAAACAUCGGCAAAUUAUGAAUCCAGCAUUUCAUCGUAAGAGCCUUAAAGAAUUUGUCAGUAAUUUCAAUUAUGUCUCUGAUCUGUUUUCAACACGGAUGGAUACAAUUGUCGAUGGUGGCCAGCCGACCAGUAUGGUACAAGAAUUUGGCAAAGUAACUCUGGAAGUUACAAGUCAAGUGUCAUUCAAUUUUAAUACGCAUGCUCUUGAAGACUCAAAUUCCCCCUUUCCAGCAGCAGUAAAGGAUUACCUCAGUGGCGUGCAGGACAAUUUCAACAUCCCCGUCAGCCACACCCUUCUGGGAAUAUUCCAGUUCAAGCUUUUCCAGAAUGCCAUCAAAAGAAAGCAAAUUGCUGCAGCUCGAUUUCUCAGAAUGUUUGCCUCGGAUUGUAUUAAAACUCGAAUGAAAGACAUUGCUAAUGGGAAAGCUGUUCCAGACGACUUGUUGAGUAUUUUAAUAAAAGAUGGCAGUUUGUCAAUGGAGGAUAUAAUUGACGAAUUUGUAACCAUUUUUCUCGCUGGACAAGAGACAACUGCUAAUUCUUUGUCUUUUGCCUUGUACGAAAUCAUUAGCAAUCCCCAUGUUGAGGAGGAACUUUUGAACGAGCUGGACACUGUUCUUGCUGGACGUGAUUAUGUUGAGUUUGAUGAUUUAGCGAAAUUGACGUAUCUUGGUCAGGUUUUAGAGGAAAACUCACGAAAACACCCAAUAACGGCACAAUUGCCAGGAAUGGUGUCGACAGAAGACGUCACCAUUGGUGGUUAUAUUGUUCCAAAAGGGGAUUUCAUUCACACAAGUGGGAUACUUUUUGGAAUGAACCCUGAAAUUUGGAAGGACCCUGAGGUCUUUGAGCCAGAGCGUUUCUCCAAUACUGAGAACAUUCCAAAUUUCAGCACGACCCAUUUCCCCUUUUCCUUUGGCCAGCAUAGUUGCAUCGGACAGAUGUUUGCAAAGUUUGAGUCAAAAGUUAUUCUUGCAAAAUUAUUGCGGAAGUUUCAAUUCAAACUAUUGCCAGGUCAGACUGACAGAAUUUUGGAAAGACUGACAAUUACUCCACGAGACGGUGUCAUGUGUGAAGUCAGCAGACGUGAAUAAUGAAUGCAAAACAUUUGGUAUGUUAACCUCUUGUAAUAAACACUUCUUCUUUUGCACUCCACAAAGAUUGGUUUAUUGAAUAUUCCGCGUAUUAAAUCUAUAUAAAUUAGUUAUAGUGGUGUAACUCUCUAGAAAGACUUAGUUUAGGUUGGAUGAUAAAACAAUGCAAAUUUACUUAUUGGACGUUGUGAUUGAAUCAUCAUAGACGGCGAAAUCGUUAAAUGUGUGAUUAAGACCUAGGUUAUACGUUGCAUUUUGGUCGCGUCGAAUGCAAUUCUAACAAUAGAUAG
Dendronephthya gigantea is the source of this 1689-nucleotide messenger RNA. Its product is annotated as cholesterol 24-hydroxylase-like. Gene Ontology annotation, molecular function: iron ion binding; cholesterol 24-hydroxylase activity; heme binding. The coding region runs from base 71 to 1399 and encodes 442 amino acids. The record is from RefSeq and is a predicted model, not a curated record. Lineage: Eukaryota; Metazoa; Cnidaria; Anthozoa; Malacalcyonacea; Nephtheidae. The transcript has a single exon. Gene Ontology annotation, biological process: cholesterol catabolic process.